This is a messenger RNA of Rosa chinensis, 2036 nucleotides long. Its product is annotated as lysM domain receptor-like kinase 3. NCBI's taxonomy places the organism in Eukaryota, Viridiplantae, Streptophyta, Magnoliopsida, Rosales, Rosaceae. The transcript has 9 exons. Bases 60 to 1871 code for a protein of 603 amino acids. The record is from RefSeq and is a predicted model, not a curated record. Gene Ontology annotation, molecular function: transmembrane receptor protein kinase activity; ATP binding. Gene Ontology annotation, biological process: protein phosphorylation; innate immune response.
ACCGGAAGCCUCAUUCAUAUUUCUCUUAGCCUCCUAGCUAUGCUGAUUAUUAUUUCACUAUGGAAAUGGCUUCCCUGAACUUUCUCUUCAUUCUCUUCACCAUUUUGUACGCUUCCGUCCUCUCUGCCAGUGAUAGUGUUGGCGCAGAGCCAAUUCACAUAUACCCUUUUACUUGCUCUGCUUCUCAUCACAUCCCGAGCUGCAAUUCCAAGCUGUAUCACAUUUCUACAGGCCAUCAAAUUGAAGAAAUAGCCUAUUUUUACAAGGUGAAUGUAUCCGAGCUUGAGCCCAUAAACCGUGAUCAAAGUCAAAAGGACUAUCUUGUAUCUGUGCCUUGCAGUUGUAAGGACAUUGAUGGCACGCAAAUGUACGUGUAUGAUACCAAUUAUCCAGUUCAAUCAGGGGACACAUUUGAGAGAGUUGCAGGCGAGUUUUACAGUAGCCAAGCCUUGAGGGGGCAAGGCAAUUUGAGCACCAUACAUCUUGUUUGUGGCUGCGUGAAGAAAAAGUCGCAGGAGAUUGUGACAUACACAGUUCAAGAGCAUGACACUUUAUCAGGAAUUGGACAUCUUCUAGAUGCAUACGAGUCUGAAAUUGAGACAUACAAUAGAAACUUUACUAAAGAUCCGAGUUUUCUAGAUGUAGGUUGGGUGUUGUAUGUGCCGAAGAAUGGACUUCGAGCUAACAAGAAAGGAAAAAGACUCAAGGUGUCUAUAGUCAUAGGUGUAUCGUCCGCUGUUUGUUUUGUUUUGGUGGCCACCUUCAUUGUGUUCCUUCUAAUGAGAAAUAGGAUCUGUAGGAACCUAGGGGAUGAUUUGCACCUUGUAAACUCAAGUGCGAAGAAACGUUCCUCGCUGAAGCAACAGUUUUUUAAAAAGGAAAUGGAAGAAACUUUUGAGAAUGAUAGACCUGUUAUAUAUACUAUGGAGGAGAUCAAAGAGGCUACAAAUAACUUUGACGAUACCAGAAAGAUUGGGGAGGGUGGAUACGGUUGUGUUUACUUUGCCAUAAUAGGAGAAGUAAAAGUUGCAAUUAAGAAUAUGAGAUCUACCAGGACAAAAGAAUUCUUUGCUGAGCUCAAGGUGUUAUGCAAGAUACAUCAUAACAAUGUGGUGGAGCUGCUAGGAUAUGCUAGUGGAAGUGAACAUCUUUGUUUGGUAUAUGAGUUUGUUCAGAAUGGAUCUCUCAACGACCAUCUUCAUGAUCCAUUGUUGAAAGGUCGCCAACCUCUUUCAUGGACUGCAAGAGCACAGAUAGCACUGGAUACUGCAAGAGGGAUUGAAUACAUUCAUGAUCACACGAAGAAACGCUAUGUCCACCGUGAUAUAAAAACGAGUAAUAUUCUACUUGAUGAAGGACUCAGAGCCAAGGUAGCAGAUUUUGGGCUAGCAAGGUUAGUGGAACGGUCUAAUGAAGAAGAUAUAGUUGCAACUCGUGUAGUUGGAACACCCGGUUACAUUCCUCCUGAAUCGGUGCGGGAGCUACAAAUGACAGCAAAAGGUGAUGUAUAUGCAUUCGGAGUGGUUAUAGGAGAGCUAAUAACUGGUCAGCGUGCCAUUGUUCGUGACAACCGAGAGCCAAAAAGGAUGAAAUCACUGGUCUCAGUUUUGUUAGAAGUAUUCCAAGAUAAUGAUCCAGAGAUUGCUUUGGAAGCUAAAAUAGAUGGUAAUUUGAAAGGAAGCUACCCCAUGGAAGAAGUCUACAAGAUGGGAGAAAUAGCAAGAUGGUGUUCGAGUGAAGAUCCAGUAAAUCGGCCAGAGAUGCAUGAGAUUGUACAAUCACUCUCCCAAAUUUUGAUGUACUCAAUAGAAUGGGAAGCAUCCCUUGGAGGGAAGAGUGAGGUCUUCAGUGGAUUAUUCAGUGGAAGAUAACAUGAAGACCAAGCAAGAUGUGACCACUUUGAGCUAAAAUGAAAUGGUGAACAUGUGUCCCAUGAUCACUUGGCCUAUGGUCAGAGAAGCAGGACAGGGGUAGAAAAAGUUUAUGUUCACUAGUCCAAAAUCUUGAAUGUAGUGCAGUGAUAACUACUUAUAUAC